UUCACUUUUAUAUUUGACAUGCUUCAGCAGUAGUUAGUCCAUCAGUCCAAUACAUGUCGCUAUUGCACUACGGUAGUGGGAAACAGGAAGUUCCGGGUAGCCUGCCACCAUUCUUCGGAAUAAAGAAAACGACAGAACAGUGUGGUGCGUUUCGCUUUAUUACUACAGGCCAACUCCGAUUAUGUCUGAGGCCGGUAACAUCAAAAGUGAGGACAAACCCAACCUACAGUCACUGGGUCCUGAUUGUGACAGUGGAGCCCAGUUUGCACUGCAGGAUCCAGAGAUGGCAUCAGUGAAGCUGGAAGACUGCAGUCAAACACUGGAGCUGAAUGUCAACAUUAAAGAUGAAGAAGAGGAGGAGAAGAUUGAGGAAUCUGUUUAUGAUGGAGACCAUGUUGAGACAUUCUCUACAUCCAGAGAGCAACAGCAGGAAGAUUACAGAGCUAAGAGGUCUCACCACUGCCCACAUUGUGAGGAGAUUUUCCCAAUUCUAUCAAAGCUAAAAAUACACCUACAAAUACAGACAGGGGAGAAACCGUAUUCCUGCACUGACUGUGGGAAGAGUUUCACAACAUCACAGGCUCUGACAGUUCAUCGGCGAGUGCACACUGGAGAAAAACCUUACUCCUGCUCUGACUGUGGGGAGAGUUUCUCUCAUCAGAGCAACUUAAAAGCACACCAACGUAUACAUACAGGAGAGAAGCCUUACUCCUGCUCUGACUGUGGGGAGAGUUUUUCUCAACAGAGCAGCUUAAAAACACACCAACGUAUGCACACAGGAGAGAAGCCUUACUCCUGCUCUGACUGUGGGAAGAGUUUCACCUCAUCAAGCAGCUUAAAAAAACACCAACAUGUGCACACAGGAGAGAAGCCUUACUCCUGCUCUGACUGUGGGGCGAUUUUCUCUCAACAGAGCAGCUUAAAGUCACACCAACUUAUACAUACAGGAGAGAAGCAUUACUACUGCUCUGACUGUGGAAAAUGUUUCACAAGAUCAGUUGAGCUGAGAGUUCAUCGGAGAACACACACAGGAGAGAAGCCUUACUGCUGCUCUGACUGUGGGAAGAGUUUCUCUCAACAGGGCCACUUAAAAUGUCACCAGCGAAUACACACAGGAGAGAAGCCUUACUACUGCUCUGACUGUGGGAUGAAUUUCUUUCAACAGAGCGGCUUAACGUCACACCAACGUAUACACACAGGAGACAAGCCUUAUGCGUGCUCUGACUGUGGGAAGAGUUUUUCAAAUCAGAGCAACUUAAAAACACACCAACGUAUACAUAAAGGAGAGAAGCCUUACUCCUGCUCUGACUGUGGGAAGUGCUUCACAACAUCAACUGAGCUAAAAGUUCAUCAAAGAAGACACACAGGAGAAAAGCCUUACUUCUGCUCUGACUGUGUGAAGAGUUUCACCCGAUUGGCUACCUUAAAAACACAUCGAUGUAUACAUAAAGGAGAGAAUUCACAUCACUUCUCUCAGACCAGCUAAGAUUAAAGUCACUCCAUCAAUUAAUCAUCAUCUCAUAAAAGAAGUGGCAACAGUGAAUUUGAUAACAUUAAGAAAGAGUAACACACUAUUGUAAUCCUAUUGUUUCUCUUUGUGAGGGAACUGUGAAGAGGAAAGAGUGCGUUAUAGGAUGAUGUCUUUGGAAAUUCUAUCCUUUUUUUAAUGCGCCAUUUGAACAUGUGUUGAUGGUGGGGUGGUGCUGGAGAUGAUGAAUAUGAAGUUGAAACAUUUUAGAAAUGUCCCUUUAACCUGUUGGGGCUAGGGGGCAGUAUUCUCACGGCUGGAUAAAAAACGUAGCCGAUUUAAACUGGUUACUACUCUUGCCCAGAAACGACAAUAUGC
This is a messenger RNA of Salmo salar (Atlantic salmon), 1846 nucleotides long. RefSeq lists its product as uncharacterized. Lineage: Eukaryota; Metazoa; Chordata; Actinopteri; Salmoniformes; Salmonidae. Gene Ontology annotation, molecular function: RNA polymerase II cis-regulatory region sequence-specific DNA binding; DNA-binding transcription factor activity, RNA polymerase II-specific. The record is from RefSeq and is a predicted model, not a curated record. Gene Ontology annotation, biological process: regulation of transcription by RNA polymerase II. Gene Ontology annotation, cellular component: transcription regulator complex; PcG protein complex; chromatin.